Molecule: messenger RNA, 1960 nt
Organism: Daktulosphaira vitifoliae (grape phylloxera)
Lineage: Eukaryota; Metazoa; Arthropoda; Insecta; Hemiptera; Phylloxeridae
Exons: 9
Coding region: 42-1913 (623 amino acids)
Biological process (GO): protein phosphorylation; IRE1-mediated unfolded protein response; intrinsic apoptotic signaling pathway in response to endoplasmic reticulum stress
Cellular component (GO): IRE1-TRAF2-ASK1 complex
Molecular function (GO): protein serine/threonine kinase activity; ATP binding; RNA endonuclease activity
Source: RefSeq, a predicted model, not a curated record
AAAGGCAUUCCUUUAGCACCAACUAUUGGAAUUACAGUAAUAUGUCAAAGAGACAUAAAUCAUUUGGAAAAAGUAACGAACAACCAACUUUAAAAAAACACAUUGUCACUGAUCGCAAAUAUGAAGAUUUAUGCCGUAAAAAUACCAUUGAUAAUGUAAUUGUGAAGGAAAAUAAUAAGCGAAUGGUCAUGGAAGAGACUUUACGCUCACUGGAUAAUACUUUUGAUGAGAUUAUGACGCGAAUCAAAAGUUCAUGGGCCAACGAUACUGCUCAAUCAUUAAAAGAUCUUUCAAACAGUGGCUAUAAAGAUAAGAAACGCAAAAAAAUACUAAAUUCAUUGUCAAAUGUAGAAUCGGCGUUUUUAGAUUCAUUUAAACGCAGUUGGUCAGACUUCAAACAACGAUUAAGAAUGCAAAUGACUAGUAAGGAGUGUGAAUUACAUAUAUUGCAUGAAGUUGCUGAUAAAAUAAAAAAAGAACUUCUCUCGUAUGAAUCAGUUUUUACUUUAACGGAAUCACAACAGAAGUUUUGUGAGAGAGGCUUUGUAGAGAACCCGUGUAAGCGACGAUCAAUUAAAUAUGGCAAAGCAGUAGAAUCAAAAUUUCCCUAUGUUCGGAAUAAAUUGCCUGAAAGAAUGCAAGAUUUUAAUACGCAAAGAUAUCACCAGCAAUUAGUUUUGCUUAAAAGAAUUCCAUUUGAAUUUGGUAAGUCUUUGGGUGAUGAUCGAUUGCGUUUUAUCCACUCAAACAACAACAAUUGCAAUAUGAUACUAUCAGAAGGCUUCCACUUUGGUCGAAUAGAAUUUGCUCUCAACGCUAAUGGGCAUUUAUUUGCAGUAAAAAAAUUUUCAAAAAAUAAUGACAUAUCGAUAAAAGUAGCAUCAAAGCUGACUCAACUAAUUGACGGCGGACUACUCGGUCUGAAUAACCCUAAUGUUUUACCUUACACCCAUUAUGUUGAGUAUACUAAAGGAAUAUGGCUAGUUAUGCCCGUUUGUGAUUAUAAUCUUGAGACAUAUAUUCAGCUAACAUACAAGAGACCUGAGCUUUUUAAUUUAAAUAAUCGAAACGCUGUAAAACAGAUAGUAAAUGGUAUGAAAUUUUUACACCAAUCAAAACCAAGUAUAAUUCAUGGCAACUUAAAACCAUCAAACGUGCUUAUUGGUGCCACUGGAUGUAUUCAUUUAGCUGAUUUUGGAAUGGCCGAUAUCUUAUACAAAGUGACUAAACCUAGAUCUUCAGACGUUAUAUGGUGGUCACGAGAAACUAUGGAACACUUUAAUGUGCACACAAAGAUAAUUUGUAAUAAAGAAACCGACAUCCAAUCACUUGGAAUGAUCAUUCACUUUACUUUAACAAGAGGUAUGCAUCCAUUUGGUCUAAAGGUUCAAGAAAUAAAUAGUAAUAAAAAAAAAGGACGUAAGGUUAUGAAAUUAAAUAACGUCGAACAAUACAACCUUGUAUCCCAAUGUUUAAACAAAAAUCCGUCAAAAAGACCUACUAUCAUUACUAUCAAUCAACACGUCUAUUUUUGGUCCGAUCAAAAGAAAUGGGAUUUUUUGAUUACUUGUGUUAGCUUACAGUACUUAGGAAACUCAAACAAUGAGAAUAACUUAUCGAAGAAAUUAGACAAGGUUGCCUCAGAAAAUUGGAACGAUUAUUUGCAUUCUAUUGGCAUAAAGAAUUCAGGAGAAUUUGGCCCAACUAAUUAUUGUAUGCCAAGCAAAUUUCUACAUUGUAUUUCUAACGAUACGUUGACAAUAGUUCGAAAUUAUCAUUAUGGACUGAAACAACUUGCCAUAGAUUACCUUACAUCAUUUCCAACACUUACAUUUGCCUUUGUCAAAUUAAUAAAGAAUUGUGAUUGGGCGAAUAUUGAGUGUUUUCAAAAAUUUUUUAACAGUGAAAAUUAAUUUCAAUUUAUAAAAAUUGUCGUUAAAUUUAUUUCAGUCUAAUAUUA